Bactrocera latifrons is the source of this 1787-nucleotide messenger RNA. RefSeq names its product L-2-hydroxyglutarate dehydrogenase, mitochondrial (gene L2HGDH). The record is from RefSeq and is a predicted model, not a curated record. The transcript is spliced from 4 exons. The coding region runs from base 266 to 1633 and encodes 455 amino acids. NCBI's taxonomy places the organism in Eukaryota, Metazoa, Arthropoda, Insecta, Diptera, Tephritidae. Gene Ontology annotation, molecular function: (S)-2-hydroxyglutarate dehydrogenase activity; (S)-2-hydroxy-acid oxidase activity.
CGUACAUACAAACAUACAUACACUUCCAAGAAAAUUUAAGUUUUCUGAAUGUAUUUGAGACUGAUUUUGGUGGGCGGUUGACCAGCACGGGUACGUGACGUACUUUCAGUCAAUUUUUUACUCUCGCUGAAAGCUCACGCGCCAACUGCAGCAGGCAACACAAUAUCGUGUUGAAGGACUACAAGGUCAACUGAGGUGUCAGUGUUACGCGUACGUCUGAAGGAAUCGUUUUGAGUAGUAGAGAAAGUGAUAAUUCCCUGCGAGAAUGGCACAACUUAUAAAAAGCAUAAGAGGCACUAUUGUUUUGGGGCAAAAGCUGACGAGCCCAACUGUGACUAUUGCGACGGCGGGUCAGCGACGCUUGAGGAGCACACAAAGCGAUGCCUAUGAUUUGGUUGUUGUUGGCGGUGGUAUCGUAGGUGUCGCGUCAGCGCGUGAAAUAUUGUUACGACAUCCGCAUUUACGUAUUGGUCUACUAGAGAAAGAGCAUAAAUUAGCGGUGCAUCAAAGUGGACAUAAUUCUGGCGUUAUACAUGCUGGUAUUUACUACAAACCAGGUUCACUGAAAGCCAAAUUAUGCGUGGAGGGUAUGCAUUUGGCGUAUGACUUCUUGAACGAGAAGAAGAUUCCAUACAAAAAAGUGGGCAAACUGAUUGUGGCCACAAGUGAAGAUGAAGUAGAACGUUUGAUGGACUUGUAUGAGCGUGGUCAGAAAAAUUUAUGUCCCGAUCUGAAAUUGAUUGAUGGCAAAGAAAUAAAAGAGAUUGAACCAUAUUGUGAAGGCGUUAAAGCUAUACACAGUCCGCAUACUGGAAUUGUCGACUGGGGUCUAGUCACCGAAUACUAUGCGCAAGAUUUCAAACAAGCCGGCGGUGAUGUGCACCUCAAUUUUCAAGUCUCCAAAUUCUUAGAAACCACCGAUGGCGAUGCCAGUAAAUACCCGGUAACAAUACGUGGCGCACGCGGCUAUCAACAAGUGCGUACACGUUAUGUGCUAACCUGUGGCGGGCUGCAAUCGGACAAGUUAGCCGAAAUGACAGGCUGCCCACGCGAUCCUCGCAUUAUACCCUUCCGUGGUGAAUACCUGCUGCUCUCGAAGGAGAAACAACAUAUGGUGCGAGGCAAUAUUUAUCCUGUACCCGAUCCUAAUCUGCCAUUCUUGGGCGUGCAUUUCACACCACGCAUGGACGGCUCGGUUUGGCUGGGACCGAAUGCUGUGUUGGCCUUCAAGCGUGAAGGUUAUACUUAUGGUGAUAUAAACUUGCUGGAAUUAUUUGAUGCUGUGCGUCAUCCUGGUUUCAUGAAAAUGGCUAGCAGACAUUUAAAAUUCGGUUUAAGCGAAAUGAUGAAAUCAAUCUUUAUCAGAUUACAAACUAAGGAACUGCAAAAGUACAUACCACAAAUUAAUGAAUUUGACAUAAGCAAUGGUCCAGCUGGUGUACGUGCUCAGGCCAUGGACAGCUAUGGCAGCUUGGUGGAUGAUUUCGUAUUCGAUAAGGGAGAGGGAGAUAGUCCGUUGGCCAAACAGGUGCUGCAUUGCCGUAAUGCACCGUCACCGGGUGCGACCAGCAGUUUGGCUAUUGCCAAAAUGAUUGCCGAUAAACUUGAAAAGGAAUUCGAUAUAAAAUGCUAAGUCAUUAGUGUUGCCGAAGAACUUGCUUGCAGCAGCGUAUGCUAGGGUAAAUUAAAAUUUCUAGUUGAAUUGUAUGUGUUCCUUAUUUGUACUUGUCAUCAUGGUUAAAUAUUUUUAAACUUUUUUUGCACUUAUCGUAACGGUGCCUUAAAUG